Molecule: messenger RNA, 225 nt
Organism: Didymodactylos carnosus
Lineage: Eukaryota; Metazoa; Rotifera; Eurotatoria; Philodinida; Philodinidae
Source: the annotation of a GenBank genome assembly
AUGAGUGAUUUACAGCAACACAUUGGACGUAAUGUCUAUGAUGUUAAAACAGAAUUAGAACAACAAGGUUACAAUGUCCACCUCGUUCGUACCGGUAAUCAUGCAACAGGCUUUGUUCCACCACAGCCACUUAGUCCGCCAGAUCAAGACCUUCCAAAAAAACGCAUUGUUCUAACGUAUGAUGCAAAUAAUCAAGAUCAAGUGACAUCUGCGCAAGAACGUUGA